Molecule: messenger RNA, 540 nt
Organism: Aegilops tauschii subsp. strangulata
Lineage: Eukaryota; Viridiplantae; Streptophyta; Magnoliopsida; Poales; Poaceae
Source: RefSeq, a predicted model, not a curated record
CCAGCUGAAGCGAUGGCCUCCAGCGGCGGCGCCGUGGCGGCGAUGUUGAAGAACAACAUGCUCGUCGCCUGCGUGAUGCUCCUCGUGGUCCUGCUGAUGGCGACGCAGAUGGGGGCGGCGGUGGCCGGCGACGCCGGCGCGGGACGCCGUCGCCUGCUCGAUGCGUGCCAGUACAGAAACUGCAACUGCCGCACUUGCUACAUUUUCCACUGGGCCUGUUGCGGCUUGUGCUGCCCGCCGGCGUAGGGGACGGCGGCACACACGGCCCGCUGCAGUUUCUCACAUGCAGAGGUUUGAAUAAUGCACAUGUACGUGGUUACAGUACAUGUGGCUGCUCUUGUCUGUCCCAAUGCUAGUCGUGGUCUUUGAAAUUUGACAAAUUUAACCUGUGCAUGAAAUUAAAUCACAGAAUGAACUGUCCGUAAAACUAUUUCACGCGGCUGACUUUUUUAUGUGGCGCCCGACACGAAGGCGUCACACUACACUGUGCAACGUCUCACAGAUAGCCGCUACACGCCUGGCCAGCGUUGCACCCCAGAU